This is a messenger RNA of Solanum verrucosum, 1233 nucleotides long. RefSeq names its product glycine-rich cell wall structural protein-like. The transcript has a single exon. NCBI's taxonomy places the organism in Eukaryota, Viridiplantae, Streptophyta, Magnoliopsida, Solanales, Solanaceae. Bases 1 to 1233 code for a protein of 410 amino acids. The record is from RefSeq and is a predicted model, not a curated record.
AUGGGUUGUUUAUUAUCUGGUCGUAGUGUUGGGGUUUUAAUUCUCUUGUUUGUGUUUGUUGUGGAAAGUUAUGUGGUGUUUGGUGAUGAUGUUACGAGGGGAGUUGAAGAUGAUGAAAAGUUUCUAUUUAAGCAUCGUCGUUUUGGUGAUCGUUUUGGUGGGUUUAAACAUGGUGCAGGUCUUGGUGUUGGUGGAGGAGCUGGUGGUGGUCUAGGUGGAGGUGCGGGUGGUGGAGGUGGUCUUGGAGGAGGAGCUGGUGGUGGUCUAGGUGGAGGAGGUGGUCUUGGUGGUGGUGCUGGUGGUGGUCUUGGAGGAGGAGCUGGUGGUGGUCUAGGCGGAGGAGGUGGUCUUGGUGGUGGUGCAGGUGGUGGUCUAGGCGGAGGAGGUGGUCUUGGUGGUGGUGCAGGUGGUGGUCUAGGCGGAGGAGGUGGUCUUGGUGGUGGUGCUGGUGGUGGUCUAGGCGGAGGAGGUGGUCUUGGUGGUGGUGCUGGUGGUGGCUUAGGAGGUGGUGCAGGUGGUGGUCUAGGCGGAGGAGGUGGUCUUGGUGGAGGUGCUGGUGGUGGCUUAGGAGGUGGUGCAGGUGGUGGUCUUGGUGGAGGAGCUGGUGGUGGCUUAGGAGGUGGUGCAGGUGGUGGUCUUGGUGGAGGAGCUGGUGGUGGCUUAGGAGGUGGUGCAGGUGGUGGUCUUGGAGGUGGUGGUGGUCUAGGAGGAGGUGUUGGAGGUGGAGCUGGUGGUGGCAUUGGAGGAGGUGCUGGUGGUGGAGCAGGUGGAGGUAUUGGAGGAGGAGCCGGAGGGGGUGGAGGCAUUGGAGGAGGAGCUGGAGGGGGUGGAGGCAUUGGAGGAGGAGCCGGAGGAGGUGCUGGUGGAGGAGUCGGAGGAGGUGCUGGUGGUGGAGCUGGUGGAGGCAUUGGAGGAGGAGCCGGAGGAGGUGGUGGAAUUGGAGGAGGUGCUGGUGGUGGCAUUGGAGGAGGAGCCGGAGGAGGUGGUGGAAUUGGUGGUGGAGCAGGUGGUGGUGUAGGAGGUGGUUUUGGUGCAGGUGGAGGUGUUGGAGGUGGUAGUGGUGGUGGUGGUGGUGGAGGAGGAGGAGGAGGUGGUGGUGGAGGUGCAGGAGGAGGUUUUGGAGCAGGUGGAGGAUUUGGUGCUGGUGCUGGUGCUGGUAUUGGAGGUGGAGUUGGUGGUGGCGGUGGCUUUGGUGGUGGUGGCAGUGGCGGCAUUGGUGGUGGUCUUCAUUGA